GAACCUCACAGAGGAGGUGGGAGACAAAAUGGUGGGUUACCAGGGCUCCUACACGCUUGGUGCUCGAGCUGUGGCUCUCUCAGUGGUGGACGUGGCUCCUGGACAGUUUAGCAGCCUGAGCUUUGGAGUUCUUUCUGAUUGGUCCGGCAACAAGCCUGAGAUUUUUAUUAACAGGUAUCCGUCAGACGGCACGGUGGCUUUCAUUUCCCUGCCGUCUGUCCUGCAGGACAACUUCCCACAAAAUGCCCUGAGCCAGAACCAACCUAGAAUCCAGUUUCAGUUCUACGCCAACCCACUACUCUUUAAGUAUCAGGUGAAUGAACAGGAGCCUUUCCUCAGCACCUUUGUGGUGUCAGCCAGUGUGUCCAACGCCAGCUCACCAAUUAAAGACCUUCAUGAAGAAGUUAAAGUCAUGCUCCACCAUCUGCAGUCUGGCCCGCAUGACAGACAAAUGCAGUGUGUGUACUGGAACUUCAAUAAAAACAACGGACACGGGGGCUGGGAUGAUCACGGCUGCCGAAAAUAUAACAGCACCCCUGAUUACACCACAUGUCUCUGCGAUCAUCUCACACACUUUGGAGUUCUUCUGGACGUGUCCCGGACUCAGCUGGACCCGCUCCAUGAACAGAUCCUGACUAUCAUCACGUAUGUUGGCUGCGGCGUCUCCUCCCUGUUCUUAGGAAUCACCAUUCUGACGUACAUGGCCUUUGAAAAGCUUCGUAGAGACUACCCCUCUCAGAUCCUCAUAAACCUCUCUUUGGCCCUGCUGGGAUUGAACCUGAUGUUUCUGGUCAACUCCUGGUUGUCCUCCUGGAGUGUUUACGGUCUCUGUGUGGCAGCAGCCUCCCUGCUGCACUACUUCCUCCUAGCAUCUUUCACCUGGAUGGGAUUAGAGGCUGUCAACAUGUACUUUGCCCUGGUUAAAGUCUUCAACGUCUAUGUUCCUUCGUAUAUCCUCAAGUUUUGUGCUCUGGGAUGGGGUAUUCCUCUGCUGAUCUGCAUCGUGGUUCUCGUUGUGAAUCGGGAUGCAUACGGUAGUUUCUCUGGGAACGCUGAGCACACUUUCCAACCUUUGGACAACUCUGAUAACUUCUGCUGGCUUCAAGAUAAUGUGACGUAUUAUGCGUCUGUGGUUGCCUACGCUGGGUUGAUCUUUCUCUUCAACAUCGGGGUCUUUGUGGUGGUUCUGAUUCAGAUCCGCCGCAUGCGGCUCAACAGCCCGGCCGGGACCCGGAGAGGGGUGCUGCAGGACCUGAAGGGAGCCGCCAGUCUCACCUUCUUACUCGGGCUAACAUGGACUGUAGGUUUCUUUACCUGGGCACCAGCAAGGGUAGUUCUGCUGUACCUGUUCGCCGGACUCAACACCCUGCAAGGACUUUUUGUCUUCCUGUUCCACUGUCUGAUGAAGGAGAAUGUGAGAAAACAGUGGAGGAUUCAUCUUUGCUUUGGCCGAUUUCGACUUGAGGAGCACUCUGAGUGGAGCAAUUCAGCAUCAGUUCGAGUACUUGCGAAGCCCAAAGAGAAGUUUUUAAGAGCAGCGAUUCCAUCUGUCCGUUCUGUCAAGUCCAACUCCACAGACAGUACUUCAGCCUCUUCCGACUCCAGCCAGAGAGACUCACCCUGCAGGAGGCCAAACCUUGAUCUUCUUGUGCACAGCCUGGUUCUUCCUCGAGCCCAGACCGGAGCCCCAGAUACAGAAUCUCUGAACCCGACAUCUGGAUAAACGACCAGCCACAGCAAUAAAACAACCACCCAAAGUGCUAACCUGCACACAUCCCAUCAUUUAGUCGCAUCUCUCUGACAGAGGAAACAGAUGUAAGCAGUGCACACAGCAUCGGCUUCAUUAGCUAAUUUUUCCACACGGUUCUAUUGUUAGUUUUGUUUCCGCUAAAUAUUGUAAAAGAGCCUGUAAUUUCAAAGAGAGGAGCGGUUGCAUCAGUACCAAGGAGGAGUUGGUUGCCAAGCAACUGGUGAGUGGAGUGAUGGUGACAAUGAACUGUGAAACAUUUUGUGUAAAAGAAAAAUGAUAAUAAAAUCCAAAAUUUAAGGUGACAGGUUUGGCCCCUAUUUGUUUAUUGCUCAAUUUUUAAACGUUUUGAUCAUUUCUCAGUUGCUUUAUGCACAAAAUUUGUCAGUGGAGAUUUUUAGGGCAGAUUUGUUCUUGUGUAAAAUCUGACACCUUUUGUUUGAUUAGCAUAUGGUGGUUUUCAGAUACUCAUUUUAAUGAUUUCCCCCCUCUGAACGGUAUUUUAACCACUGUCUCUG
Molecule: messenger RNA, 2265 nt
Organism: Poecilia latipinna (sailfin molly)
Lineage: Eukaryota; Metazoa; Chordata; Actinopteri; Cyprinodontiformes; Poeciliidae
Product: adhesion G-protein coupled receptor G2-like
Exons: 13
Coding region: 29-1723 (564 amino acids)
Biological process (GO): cell surface receptor signaling pathway; adenylate cyclase-activating G protein-coupled receptor signaling pathway
Cellular component (GO): plasma membrane
Molecular function (GO): G protein-coupled receptor activity
Source: RefSeq, a predicted model, not a curated record